Molecule: messenger RNA, 651 nt
Organism: Vicia faba (fava bean)
Lineage: Eukaryota; Viridiplantae; Streptophyta; Magnoliopsida; Fabales; Fabaceae
Source: the annotation of a GenBank genome assembly
AUGGUAUCCUUAUUCAAAGCGCUCUCCAUGACUCCGAGAACCGAAGUUAACGAAGAUUUCGAAGCGUCGACGAAGAAAAGAAAGUGGGAGGACCCGUUUACUGAAGAGUUUUUCAUUGAUAAGAAAUCAUCCACCUUUGAUAUUAAGCCUCGCCUCAAAACCAUGUUUCCGUCGGAUAAAUGGCGUCAAUACUUAAGUAUUCAGUCCGGGCAGAUACAGUUGUGUAACACAAAACUGGACGAGACUGCGACGGAGGACUCGAGACGAGGCCUUCGGACGCUUUCUUCUGAUCAGAUGAGUUUAGACCUUGAGCUAAACCUGACAUGUGAAUCACAAAGGAAAAAAGAAAGCAAGAGUGGUUGUGAUGAGAUAAGUGAGAAGUGUAAGACGAAACAUGAUGGUGAUGUUUGUGCUGAAUCAAACAAGUGUAAGAAAGAUUCGUCGGGUGGUUUAAACGGUUCGCCUUCGUGGCUGUCGACGAGCGAGGGAGAUUACAAAGAGAUGGUUGCAACAGUUUGUAUGCAGUGCCAUAUGUUGGUAAUGCUAUGCAAGUCUUCACCUGCUUGCCCUAACUGCAAAUUCAUGCACUCACCAGAUCAGAAUCCUUCAAAGUUUUUGAAGAGCAGGUGCAGCUUCUUCUGUUCUAGUUAG